Hydra vulgaris (swiftwater hydra) is the source of this 2844-nucleotide messenger RNA. RefSeq names its product extracellular calcium-sensing receptor. Gene Ontology annotation, cellular component: plasma membrane. Gene Ontology annotation, biological process: G protein-coupled glutamate receptor signaling pathway; regulation of synaptic transmission, glutamatergic. NCBI's taxonomy places the organism in Eukaryota, Metazoa, Cnidaria, Hydrozoa, Anthoathecata, Hydridae. The record is from RefSeq and is a predicted model, not a curated record. Gene Ontology annotation, molecular function: adenylate cyclase inhibiting G protein-coupled glutamate receptor activity.
GGUAUUUUAAAAAAUUAAUAACUAUUUUAAAAAUCUUUUUAAAUUUUUAAUUCCAGUAUACAAUUAUUGUACAAUACUGUAAAGUUGGAGAUAAGUAUGAGGCUAAAUCUUUAGUAUUGAAGACUGCAUAGGUUUCACAAAGAUUUCGGACUUUGUAAUCAAAUGAAAUGCUGAAAAUGCGAUUGGUUUUAAUUUUUGUCAUAAAGCUGGUGUAUUCCAGUCAGCAAUAUCGAAUGAAUGGCAAUAUUAUAAUUGGCGCCAUAUUACCAAUGUCCGAGAACGAUAGUAAUUGUGAAAAACCAAAUUUGGAAGGUAUUGCACAUGCAGAAGCAAUUGUCUACGCGAUAACUCUUCUCAACACAAAUACAUCCAACACUAUUGGUUACGACAUUCGAGAUAGUUGCAACAACGCCGUUAUCGAGCGCAAGCACUGUAGUGACAUGAGCGAGGAAGCCAUAAGUUACAAAAAAAAUAGCUCGAAGCCUUUUCCAGUGAGCGCAGUUAUUUCUAGAUUUUCAAAAGAUUCUAUAGAUAACUUGAAAUAUUUUACGGACCCGACACCUAUACUUCAGAUUAGCUACAGUUCAAAGAACGCAAGGUUGAAUAUUCCUGAUUCAGAAAUAGAUCAACGAAUGUCGAUGCUAUUAUCCGCUUUUCCUGAUAGGACAAAUAGAAUGAUAUCUGUUGCAGCUAUAGUUAAAGAGUUUGGUUGGCAGUAUGUUCAUGUUGCCGUAUCUGAUGAUCUGCAAGGUAACAAAGGUUAUGAGGUUUUAAAAGAAGUAUUGUUCAAAGUAAAAACGUGCAUCUCCAAAUUUUUUUUGUCUGACAAAACAAGCAUGAAAAACCUUGUUGAAACUGUUAAAAAAAACACUUUGGUAAAAGUUCUUGUUGUUCAUGCAACAGAGGUUAGCGAGUUAUUAUUUUAUAAAAUGUUAAAUGCUGAAGGUCUUAAUCACUUGACAAUUAUUACUACGACGGAUUGGUCAACAGAAUUGAAUAAAUUGAAAAGUUAUCCAAACGUAGUAGAAGGUAUGAUUUAUAUCAGCGCAAAUUUUAUUCAGAAAUUCAAAGACUAUAUUGGAACUUUGAGUAGAGAAGAAUCUUACAACAAGCCUUGGCUAAAAAACUUAUUUCUGCCCGAAUGCUUUUCGAACCCACUUUCAAAGUCGUACUUCUGCAAUGAUAACGAAGCUACAGUUUUAAAAAAUUUAAAAGAUGAAUCACAAAAAGCUAUCCAUUCAUUAAACUCUGUUUUUACAGUUGCUAGUCUAGAGAAUAAGUUAAGAGACGUUAGUCCAUCAAUAAAUGAAGCUAUUGGAAAUCUUUCAGUUAGAGUAAAGUUUUUAGACUACGACGAUCGUCUUUAUAUGCUAUAUUUUACUGAUAGACUUACUGCAACCGAAAAAGAAUUUACCAUUUACAACGUACAAUUAAACAAGCCUGACGAGUUUGUUGUCAUGAAAAUCGGAUCGUGGUCAAGCCAAUCGAAACUUAAAAUUGAAAAGUACAAAAUUAAAUGGAAAAACGAUGCUGAAUCAAUUCCUAAAUCCAUCUGUUCAGAAGAUUGCUCUCCUGGAUUAAUGCGAAUAGUUGUAAGCGAAAAGCAAAAAUUAAAAUCAGAAAGUUGCUGCUGGAAAUGUGUAGUUUGCCCUAAUUUGUAUAUUAGCAACAUUACUAAUGCUAAAGAAUGCAUACCAUGCGAAAAAGGAGAGGUUUCAAAUCCAACCAAAACAAUAUGUAAAAGAUACAUUCUUCGUAACCUGAACUGGUCAUCAGGAGGAAUAGGGUCGCUUGUUGUCUUUUUAAUAUUCAUUGGAUGUGUUUUUGUUUUAUUUGCAGUUGUUAUAUUCACAGUAAAGUAUAAUCACGAGAUAGUAAAGCUCUGCGACUAUAAGUUAUUAAUCUGGUAUCUUAUAGGAUGUCUGAUCAUACUUUUUUCUUCUGUACCACUAAUAAAUAAGCCAACAGUUUCUGGAUGCUCAACAUACCUAGGAUUUUUCAAUUUUGGUAUAACAAUUGUAUUUAGCGCGUUGUUUUCCCGUAGCGAAUACAUUAACCAAAAAUAUAAAACCGUGAGCGAUAGUAUAGAUAGAUUCUUUUUUCUUAAAUCAAUGUUUUCUCCAAGAGUUGUUACCAUUUUUGUGUUAGUUUUAAUUCAGUUUCUUAUUCUAUUAAUUGGUUUAAAUAUUUACCCAAUUAAAAUUAUUCCUAAUGAAACAGAAAUUUGGGACGUAAAGUGGCUUGGAUGUUCAAGUUCGUUAAGCUAUGUUUGGUGGGCUUCAUUUAGUUUUAAUAUUGCAUUAAGCAUUACUGGUAAUUUUAUAUCAUGCUGGUCUUCAAAUAUGAAGAAAAAUGGUGGCGAGUUAAAACACAUUGCAAAAACGUAUUGUGUUUUUUAUUUAUUAUGUUUGGUUGAAAUCAUCAUAAUUUAUAGUAAAUUCAACAAACAGCUUGAAGAAAGCCUCGCUGUAAUGUCAUUUGUCUUUUCUUUUUCUUUAUUACUCACGUUCAUUGGACCAAAGUUAUUUAUCAUUUACUUUAAAACAGGAAAAGAUGGCAAAUCUAUUUAUACAGAGUUAAAGAAAGAUAGUAAUAGAAAAUCUAGAGGAACAAUAUUUACGAGAGGCAUCACUGAUCACGAAGUUGUUGAUUUGCAGAUAAAAAGUUAAAAAAACACUUUUUUACUCAACUUAUUAAAAUUUAAUUUAUUUUUCACACAGGAAAAAAAAAUGAUAACUUGAAAUUAUUUGACAACUUCAUUAUAAAUUAUUAUUAAAAUGUAUAAAUUCAUGUACUGCAUAUUUAUUUCACCAUAAUAUUUUAAUAAUAAAUAUAUUUUUACAA